AAGUAUUUCUGUCGUGUUCAUCUAAUCUCUUUGUAUUAAAAAAAAGGUGUGUUCCCUGAGGCGAAGACACUUCAGAUUAAUUGAUGACGUUAAUGCGAGAGAAAAGAAACAGAAGGAACAGUGAAAUUAUCUGCCCCCAGCAGGCAGCGGAAUCAAUUUCCCGCCAAAUCAUCGCGGGUUGCUUUGCAGACGAUCGCUAUGUGUUAACCCUAUUUGCUGUCAUCGGGGAUUUGGCGCGGCGGAAGACGCGAAAAACGAGUUAGCAGGGGUUCAGAAUGGAGAUACAUUAUUAUGAAUAAGCUCAAACUGUUGAUCCACUUCACACCCUGUAUGCCGACAAAGUGAGCUUUGGUGUUGUUCACGGAUCAUUGACCCAUGUAUUGUCGGUGACAUUUACAUGCAUUUUGUGAGAUUUAUAUGAAUGAAAGAUGCUGUGAUGAUUCACCUAACUUCCAUCAGGAAUAAAUUCCCGUGAUCCUACUCAUCUUGUGCUACCGGGUAUCAUUCCACGUCUUAGCAUUUGAACUGAUAUGAUAAUCCCGCUCAAUUCAGUGAGUAUAAUUUUGGAAUGUUGUGACGACGGAUAGAGCUAAGGAUCACCGAACUCUGACGUCAAUCUCAUACUUACCUCGAUAACUUUAUUAGAACAUUCAAACAAAUGAAUGUUGAUUAUUUUGAUGUCAAUUUCAGAAGACUGGGAUUAUAUGGAACGCAGAGCAUAUAUAUUUCCGUGCGAAUGUAGCAGCUUGAACCUGCUGCUUCUCAUACCUUAAUUGCUCAAUGGAAAUGAAAUCGCACUUUUUCAACUAAGCGCACACCACACCAAUUUCGCAGUUAUCGUCGUUAGAAUGACGCGACGCGUCCUAGUUUCGUCUUGAUCAAAAGCCACUCAAUCUUGAAGACAUCCCGGUAUCAUUCAACUAUUUGAAUGUAGUACCUCUAAUUGGAAAUGAAAAACGGAAAUAGUACAAAUUGUGUGAGUGAUCAUAUUUGAAGAAAUAUACAGAACGGAAGAGUUGUGCCUCGUACUGUCGAUAAACAAAACGAAGUUUGAAAGAUAUAUCUAUAUUGAUUCAAACGUGCCAAGACUUUGCCAUACUUUAAAGCUUGGAUACUGUUGUGGAUUGAUACACCGAAUGCGCUUUUUGAUUUACAAUUGACUGAAUUAACUUAUAUCGUGAGGUUUUCAGCUCGCAUGACCUAGUUUUUAAAUAAGCAAUCUUUGCUAUUCGCAAGAAUAAUAAUUUCUGAUUACCUUGGGUGUGUGCCCUACCUUUGACAACAGUUCUUACAGAAUAUUUUACAAUAUGGGGGAAGAGGUGCGCUCGGGGUGCGUUGAUGUCUUCGUAAAGGUCUUGUGUCUCAUUGUUCUCGUGACACAAAAUGCUCUGAUAGACUAUUAUUUGAUCCGUUUUGGAAACGGGACUGGCUUCCGUCGGGGUUAUAUCUGGAUCAUCUGCGACAGUCUAGUCCUGAUCUUCUGGACCGUUGCCUUUGUGAUGGUCCGGAUCCGUGCCAGGCAACCCUAUCCGGAAAUCCCGAAAAAGGAGCGGCAUUUACCUCAAGAACUUCCCUUCGCUUACUGUUCAUGGCUGGUCUACUCUGGGGUGCUCAUCGCAAAGUUGGUCAAGAUCUACAAUAGCAAAGACCACCCACAGAUCUUCUGGUGGUUGUCGUCAUCCGACAUGCUGACGAUUGCCGUAUCAAUGGCGGGUCUCAUCUUCAUGCUCCUUGCCUACAGUCAUCAUGAGGAUGUCGACAAUGCAAGAUACCGUCUUCAGAUACAAAAGUUAGGCACCGUCGUCGGUCUGGCCAUUUUAGACACCACUGACCUCCUUGAUAUGCUGCAUGAAAUCGAGUCAAACGCAACACUUCCGUUCCAUCUCAGGGCUGCCAUCUUGGCAUUUGGGUGCAUCUGCAUCGUACUUCCGGUCUUUCCGCUCUUCGCACUUCGUCUCAUCGCUGCCAAACGUAGCGCGCACAAGCGCAACUCGGAAUCAUGGGAACAAGUCUUCUUCCUAAAGAACGUCCUGUUCAUGCUCCUCGUCGAUGUCCCGUACUUUGCGCUUCGAUGUCAUCUUUGGCUUGACUACGGCAUGUCGGCAUCGGUCUUUCUCACCAAGAACCUUAUCAUGUUCUUAAGAGGGACUUUUGAUCUUCUGCAGGAAGUCAAACUAUGUACGCGAGACAAAAAGAAAAAUCGGCCUUUAUUAGAACUUGGAUUGGUCGUUAGGUUCAACAAGUGAAAUAUGGUAUCAUAAUCAUCGUAGACAAACCAUGCCACAUUUCAUUUGUACUUUGAUAACCAUGAUAACCUUUUUGCGUAUUUGAUUCAGAUGGUUUCCUAGAUGAUUUAAGAGACAGAACUCUAUUGUGCAUCUGACAAAAUCAUCGCAGAGCGAAGUUUUCCUUGCUAUUCGAAUUCAAUAUGAAUGAAGAGUAAUUGUUACAUAAGAAAAUGUAAACAAAUGGGAAAAGGAUGAAUCUGGUCUGAUUGUCUGAUUUCUUGCUGAAAAGAUAGACGAAUAGAUGAAUUCGUAAAAUAUAUCUUUGGCUUACAUACAACACGACCAACGAUUGAGUCUUGUAUUUUCAAUAUUUGGUAUAUUAGAUUACAGGCAUUAACAAAAAUCACUGGUCGCGUAUUGAAGACAACAAUUCUAAAUUUGACGUAUGGAUUCCAUUCCCUUCUCCCAAAAAUGUGUCUCGAUCAAGAAAGAAGACAACGAAAGAAAGGAAAGAAAAAGGGCUGAAACAUUAUAUAUCUUUCUGAAUAUUACGUUAAAAUUUAUCCCAAAUUAUAAUAUUAUUGUUUUAAAGAUUAACAUUUUCGCUCCCCCGCGACUUGUUAGAAUGUUGUCUCCAUACGCUGGUCAUGUUCGCCGUCCUCAAAAUAUUUGACACAAUGUCAUUAGUACACAUCACGCACCUGUAUACAUCUGUCUGUAUAAUGGCUAACUUUCUACAGUAACGUUCCUUCAGAUAUGCGUUAAAGCAAACCUGGUUUUAGUCGUACUCUUUUAAAGUAUUUUGAAAUAUACUUUGGGAAUGUCAUUAUAUAAAAAUAAAUCUCUAAAUAUUAGUACUGCUGUACACUGGCGAAUCCAGGGAGGGCGGCCCGUGCCCCACCCCCUUUGGGAGGCACAAUUGAAAUUUGUAAUGUAAAAUGUCGUUAAAAAUAAAUGUGCCCCCCCCCU
This is a messenger RNA of Lytechinus variegatus (green sea urchin), 3197 nucleotides long. Its product is annotated as transmembrane protein 121B-like. Bases 1308 to 2246 code for a protein of 312 amino acids. NCBI's taxonomy places the organism in Eukaryota, Metazoa, Echinodermata, Echinoidea, Temnopleuroida, Toxopneustidae. The record is from RefSeq and is a predicted model, not a curated record. The transcript has a single exon.